Molecule: messenger RNA, 1097 nt
Organism: Ornithodoros turicata
Lineage: Eukaryota; Metazoa; Arthropoda; Arachnida; Ixodida; Argasidae
Product: astacin-like metalloprotease toxin 5
Exons: 6
Coding region: 158-910 (250 amino acids)
Biological process (GO): proteolysis
Molecular function (GO): zinc ion binding; metalloendopeptidase activity
Source: RefSeq, a predicted model, not a curated record
CACAUCCGCGGACCACCACACAAAUAGAAACGCGGACUUCCAAGGACCUGCUCACGAACAGGCUCUUCGUGAUUGUGGGUUUUGGAAGGCAGGGUACGGUGCUAAAACAAAGACACAGUAUCAUCAUACACAAGACGCUGUGAAUCAUACGCCCAUUAUGGAACUCCACGUGGCUCUCUGUUUACUCUGCUUUUCGACCGGGCUCGUUGUAGCCAGGCCGGCCCUAUCCAAGAACUCCUUGAAAGCGAGCAGGCCUAUGGAAAGUCCGAGGCGUUUCGAAGGAGACAUAGUACUGCCCGGGAAUGUCACAGAUAGAAACGCCAUUACAAGAGACGUACACAAGUGGCCCGGUGGAAGGAUACCCUUCGUCAUAGAGUCAAGUCUAGGGAGACACAUAGCCAGCAUCAGAAGGGCGAUGAACGAGAUCCAUAGCAGGACCUGCAUCCGUUUUGUGCGACGCACACACGAAGUGGAUUACAUUAGUCUCUUCUACGGAGAUGGCUGCUACUCCAGUGUUGGCCUCGACAGAGAUCCCGGGCCCCAGGCUGUUUCUAUUGGCGACGGCUGCAUCUUCCAUGGCACAAUCGUCCAUGAACUGCUGCACUCAGUCGGAUUCUACCAUGAGCAUUCCCGCUCGGACAGGGAUGAGUACAUCGACAUAUUUCUAGACAACGUCGAUGACCAAAACACCGACCAGUUCAAAAAGCUGCGGCCACACCAAAACAGAUUGCUGUCGCCUUUCGACUACGAUUCCGUCAUGCUGUAUGGUUCGAACGCCUUCGCGAGGAGCAAACGUGUUUUUACCAUGCUGAAGAAAACCGGGGGACGUCUCACAGAGGUCUUCGACAAGCCUGGCCUCAGCGAACAGGAUGUCUUUAGGAUUAAUCAACUGUACAACUGUCCAGAAUAGCCUGGCGUUUAGAGACCCUGUUGACAUUUUAAAAAGUUUACCUGUCUCUCUCUGCCUUUUUCUUCUACGUGUAGGGCUUGACAAAAGAGGGUCGUUGUGUGAACCGACCGGGUCUUCUGUUGCCAGUUGUGGUAAUACAUUACGGCAUCAGUUGAUAACCAAUAAAUUAUUCGUUAUUCGUUGUGCA